Messenger RNA from Macrosteles quadrilineatus (aster leafhopper), 4859 nucleotides. RefSeq names its product importin-13 (gene cdm). Gene Ontology annotation, biological process: protein import into nucleus. The transcript has 18 exons. NCBI's taxonomy places the organism in Eukaryota, Metazoa, Arthropoda, Insecta, Hemiptera, Cicadellidae. Gene Ontology annotation, molecular function: small GTPase binding. The coding region runs from base 257 to 3106 and encodes 949 amino acids. Gene Ontology annotation, cellular component: nuclear membrane; cytoplasm. The record is from RefSeq and is a predicted model, not a curated record.
GAUGGAUGGAAGAAGCGUCUGCAGAGUUUGUUGUAGUUGCAUUCGUUUACUUAUCGAAUAACCACUAAAUUGUACUAGUUUUGACAAACAUCGUAAAUAUGCGCUAAAUUAAUUUAAUAUUUAUAAUAGAGUCCAAGCUUACUUGGAUUUAAAUAAUAUGUAAAGCUAAAAUCAAACAACAAAUUUUUUUAACCUCAAUCUAGAAAGAAUAAUAUUCUAACAUUAUUUUAUUAGUUAAAAACCAUUAACUUUUACAAUGGAUUUUACUUUAGAAAACUUGGAACAAGCCGUCCUUAGAUUUUACCAUACUGAUGCAUCCACUCAAGCUCAAGCCCACCAAUGGCUAACAGCAGCCCAAACAUCACCAAAUGCUUGGUGUUUUGUUUGGGAAUUGCUUCAGCCAACUAAGACUCCAGAAGUCCAGUUUUUUGCUGCAACUACACUACAUAUGAAAGUUAUGAAAAAUUGGUCAGAAGUUCCUGUUGAACAGUAUGAGGAUUUGAAAAAGAGGCUUUUGCAGGCAAUCAUCAACUAUGCCACUGGACCUAAGAUUGUACUCAACAGGCUUUGUAUUGCAUUGUCUGCGUUUAUCCUUCACACAACUCCAAAGUACUGGCCUGGAGCUAUCCCUGAACUUCUUGGGACUUUACAGCCGACCAACCUCCCCUCCGUACCUCCGGACAAGGCCCUAUGGAUCCUACUGGAAGUCCUCACUGUAAUCCCGGAAGAGUUUCAGAGUAUGCAGAUGACACAAAAUCAGAAGGUGAAUGCAAGACUGGAGCUCGAAAGAAGCAUUCCUCAAGUGGUAGGCCUGAUAGACUCUGUGCUGUCAGAGUCCAAGGACAGUCAGCUGGUCAGUCAGGCAGUACGUUGUGUGUCAGCCUGGCUACAGCUGGGUAUUCCAAUCAUUGAGUGUGACAACCUUAUCUCCAGACUCGUCCAGACAGUCACUACUUCACAUUCAAACACACAACUGGUAGAAUGGGUGUUGGAAGCUCUGAGUCAUAUGGUGAACCAUCCAACAUCACACAAGUAUCCGGCGGCUGUGCUCAACUUUAUAUCUCGUGUGUUGCCCAUUUACGACCUGGUAGUUCAUCAUGCUGACAAACCGGACCUGAUAUCGUCAGUGUACGGGUUGUUUGUCAGCAUGGGAGAGUCUCACCCCCGUCUUAUUCUCCACUCUCUGUUGACCGAGGCUAGAGACAGCUGUCUUCAACUCAUCAACAUCAUCCUGUCCUGCAGUAAUGCUGCGGGCCACUACCCCACGCACGAGUCCUACAGCUACCUGGGGUUCGGCUUCUGGUAUAUUCUCCAGGAUGAACUGAUUGCCUGUGACAUGGACAAGCACCAGGAGUUGAUGCCUCUGAUUGUACCAGUGUACACCAACCUGGCCGCAGUGCUGGUACAUAAGGCGGAGUUUCCUCCUGACAACAUGUCAAUCAGUACUGAGGACAAGGAGGCUUUCCGCUGCUAUCGACAGGACAUCGCUGAUACUAUGAUGUACUGUUACAAUGUGCUGAGGGAGCCGCUGCUAGUGUUGCUGCUAGACAGACUGCAGACAUGCCUGGUGUCAGAGGCAGGCUGGCAGCCACUGGAGGCUACACUUCACGGAGUGCUGUCUGUGGCUGAGUCAGUUAGUGUAGCCGAGGACCGACAUCUGCCGCAGUUCUUCGCCGCCUUGCCGUCCAUUCCUUUCAACAAACUAAACAUCAGAGUGGCCAUUACUACACUGGAUGUAAUAGGAGCAUAUGCAGAAUGGAUGAACUGCCACCCUACUACACUCCAACAAGUGAUACCACUGUUGAUGUUUGGACUGGAGAGUAGUGAUACUGCUCCCUCAGCCACCAUGAGUCUGAAGGAUAUCACACGAGAUUGUCAGUUACUGCUGGAGCCUCACUCUCAUCUCAUAUUGACAAGGGCAAUGGAGGUGUUGCGAGCUGGAACUCUGAAGCAGAAUGAGAGUGUGCGUCUGAUGUACUCUGUGGGAAGGGUGUUGUCAAUACUACCAUUGCAGACUAUCAUACAGUACCUGGAUAACGUCAUGCUUCCCUGUGUGGACGAGUUGCAACUGCUGUUAAACCAACCGGAUAGUGCAGAAGUUAAAGCAGCACUCUUGCUCAGGCUGAAGAUGCUGAGUAUGAUUUGCAACUCAUUAGACACGCAAGCUGUGGCUGGCCACACUGCCAGUGGAGGUAGUGGCGACACUGCAAUCGUACCCAUGGAACAGCCUGUAUACCUGGUAUUGGAGAAGGUACUACCUACCUUGACAGCUAUAGUGAACAAGUGGCAGCAGGACCCUUGUAUCAUACAGGCUGUCUGCUGUGUGCUGAAGCACGCUAUCAGCACACUAUUGGAGUGCUGCACACCCCUAGUACCUGCAGUGACUGAACUGUUAGCAGCCAGCUACAGACUCCACCCUCACUCCUCCCCUCUGGAGGUCAUUAGGCAGCUGUGUCUGUUGUUUGGUCGAGAGGGUAGUCCGCACCAGCCCCUGGUACAGUCCCUGCUGACCGUCACUGUACGCAACACACUCGAGCUACCUAUCACGGAACACACAGACGUAGCAGAGGCGUUCAUGCAGCUUUGCGCCAACCUGAUAAAGAAAAAUCCUUCCUUGCUCAUCUGUCCUCAAGACAUUGACAUGACGGAGCUGCUCACAUUUGCCAUCGCUGUGCUGGGUCAGCCAGAGUUGCCAACUGUCAAAGCUGCGUCGGUGUUCCUCACAAACCUGAUUGGUCUCAGUAGAGAGCAGCCUAAGCUGUUGACAGCAGUGCAGUCUACUGGGGAACAGCUGGUCCACAGGAUACUAAGGAAUAUUGGUGGAGAGUCACCCCGUGGGUGUAUAGACCCUUUGGCAGACCUGCUGUUGAUCCUCAACAAGAAGUACUGUGAUAACCUGAGUCGUUGGCUCUAUCAGACAAUAUCCAUCAACGGAUUCCCGUCGCCCAAGGCUUCCGUAGACAACAAGCAACACUUUGUCAAAAGUGUUCUCAAAGAGAGAGCCAACAAACGGAAGGUGCAGGAAAUCAUUCAAGAGUUCUCACUUAUCUGCCGAGGUCUGGUCGGGACAGAAUAUGCAGCUCAGUUGAAGGCUCAACACCUGUAGUUGGAUUGUCAACCAGGCCUAAUAGGGUUGUGCUUUUGAAGAGUUCCUCAAGUCUUCUUAUGUGAGCUUCCAAAAUUCAUUCUUCAAUUAAAAGAUAGUUUAAGAAUUGCAAUUUGUAUACAUUUAAGAAUGAUACAACGACUUUACCUUUAAGUUUUUUCUCUACUGUAAAGUGUGUCUGACUUCAUAUUUCUGUUUUGAUGGUGCUCGCUUAACAGUAAAUAAUUACUGUAAACUAUUACUUGUUAAAUUCAUCUUCAAUCUUUGUCUGUCAACAUAUUUAUUUCAGUCUUCGAAAUAUAUUAGAGGUAUUUCAGCUCAUGAGAUAUUUUAAUGAAAUAUUAUGAUUUAUGGUUGUAAAAAGAAGCAAAAUAAGGUGCAACCUGGCUGACUUACAAUCCUCCUAUCUCAUUUUACAACUAAAUACCCCUGCCGCAGCAAACCUUCUGACUAAGCGAAUUUCCAUUUUUCUAAAUUUAUUUUCAAUUAAAUCUAUUUAAAUAACAAUGGAACAUUGCUUUACUUUAGGUUUAAUGAGUAGUCUACCUAGGUUUGCUGUUACAUGAAAACUAUGAAUGAACUCAUUCAAGUUUAUCCCGCCUUACACCUUUGAACCAAAUUUAAUCAAAAUCAGACAAAAAUUACUCAAGUUAUUGCGUUCUCGGACAUAUAUAUAUAUCCAUAUAUAUAUAAAAUUAAAAUUAAACAUUACUUUAACAUACAUACCAAGUUUCAUAAAGAUUGGUUUGAACUAGGCCUAUAUAAAAAUACAAUUGUUUAUAUAAAAAUGCUAAACGGAGGAUAUCUAGUUAACAAAGCAAUUAUUCUUGAUUUUCUCUUUAUUUUGAUUCGGCCAUAGAACCAUUUCCCCCGAGUUUGGCUGUUUACUUACAGGACACCCUGUAUAAUAUAUAUUUUAAUGAAUAGUGUUUUUGACCUCUCUAUGGACAUCAGAACAAAAAAGUAAAUUGGUCCUGGGUCCAGGUAUACCAAUUACCAUGCUACCUACAUAGCUAAAUUUCACUAAAAGCAUUAAUAGGUGAGGUGCAGUUAUCACUUGAGCACUCAUAUCUCAAGUAAUUCAACUUUUUUAUGUGUAUCAGAACCAUAAUUUUAACGAAUAGCUAGUUACAGUAUUAACCUUUUACUAUUAGGAUUAGGGUAAAAAAUAAACAUAUGAUUGAUGCAAACCAUUGUUAAAUUUAGAGUAAUGUCUUUAGAUUAAAAAUUAAGAAAAAAAUUAAUUUUAAUUUUUCAAAACAUGUGUUGUAGGUACAUUAGUACAUUAUUGACUUGCGAUGCCAUAAGUGGGCUUCUCAGCCUAAAAAAAAACUCUCUGAAGCAUGCUUUGAAAUGGAUUUUAUGCCCACUACACUGUUUUAACAAACUUCCCACACAGGGAUUUAGUCCAGAAAACAACUGUUCAACUCCAGCUUAAUCAAAUGGGGUUUCAUUACGCACUACAGUGUAGUCCCGAUAACCCAAACUUCGGUAAUCCAAAAGUCCGCUUAAUAAAAAAAAAGUUUUUAAUUAAUAUUUUUAACCAGUACGUGCUGUCACUUAUCGUGGAAGGUCGAAACUACUAGCACCGUAGCGUGACGAUGUUAAUGCAGUUUAUUGUAGACACAAAAAGCUAUGACCCAAUACUUGCUGUCACCCAUUGGGAAAAGCCGAAACUGUGUGUAACGACAGUUAGCUAUACCUCGUCGAAGUAUUCUGUAGCGUAUAUAGUAUUUCGGCUUGUGCAGGCACU